Messenger RNA from Caenorhabditis auriculariae, 6913 nucleotides. The record is from the annotation of a GenBank genome assembly. Lineage: Eukaryota; Metazoa; Nematoda; Chromadorea; Rhabditida; Rhabditidae.
AUGGUUCUAUCAGACGAGGAAUAUAUCGCCGAAAGUCGGGAUCCAACGCCGGAACCGACCACGGAAAUUAUCGAGCAGUGUUGGUUUUUUCAAACUUUUUUUAAAAAAACUAAUUUGGAUUUUUUUGUGGGGGGAAGAUUCAAAAUCAAUGGAAGCACUGAAAGACUCGUUUUUUUGAAAAAUAAUUAAGAUCAAUUUUUCUUUAGAACCUUCUCCAAAUACAUCAUUCACACUAAAAAUUUUUCUCAGAACCCUCAAAAAAACUGUGUGAAUUUUCGAUAUUUUGAGCAUCCAAAUCAAUUUUUAAAAAUAAAAAAAGUCGUCUCCAAAAAAAUUUUUAAAGCUUCUUUUUUUGAAAAUAAUUAAGAUCAAUUUUUCUUUAGAACCUUCUCCAAAUACAUCAUUCACACUAAAAUUUUUUCUCAGAACCCUCAAAAAAACUGUGUGAAUUUUUCGAUAUUUUGAGCAUCCAAAUCAAUUUUUAAAAUAAAAAAAGUCGUCUCCUGAAAAAAAUUUUUAAAGCUUCUUCACAAUUUUUCUUCAUAAAAAAACGUGAUUUUUUUCAAGGAAGAAUUAUGGAUUUUUUUCGGAAUCAUACUACAUUCAAAAAAACCAAGAAAUCGUUUCUUGAAGGAUUUCUUUUUCUUCAUAAAGUUCGAAAAAAAUUUGAUUUGAAAAAUUUUUUAAACUUUUAAAACUCGGAAAAUAGCUUCUUAAAGACAUUUCUAGCAUAUUUUUUCCUUUUUUUAGUAUUUUUGGGCAUCAAAUCUAACUUUUAAAACCAACAAGGACCCAAAAAAAGUCGAUUUUUAAUGAAGUUAUAGCAAAUUUUUCUUUAUGGCUUUUUUUCUAGAAAUUUAUAAUUUCCAUUAAAAAAAGCCCAAUUUAACAGUCAGAAGCUCAUAAUUUUUAUCUCAAAAAUUUCAGAAUUUUUCUAAACCAAUAUGUCAUUCAGUACAAAGUCAACGCAAUGAGAAGCCGGCGAAUUUUUUUUUUUGCCUAAUGAAAAAGCGAACACCUGGGCGGGUCAAUAUUUGUGCAGGGCAGCGACAUUAUGACGCAUUUAUCAGCAAGGAAAAAAAAAGGAAUUCUUAUCGCAAAUUCCCACGCUCUCCCCGCUUAUCUUAUCUUCAGUGCCACGCCGUUUCCGCCGCUUUUUUUCGACUUUUUGAUACUUUUCCAGCUUUUCCUAUUGAAAAACUGUUCAAAACCCUUUCUUAUCGUAUUUAAAGACUCAGGAAGCUUUCAUGACUUCAAAUAACUCCAAAAAUGAAUUUUCGUCUCAAGACCUUUUUGAAAAUUCGCCAUGCGCCUUUAAAAAUUUUGAGAUUAAUAUUUCAAAAAGCUAUAUCAUGUUUUUUCUCAAUUUUUUAUUGUGAUUAUCAUUUAAAAAAAUUUAAAUUUCCUGACUUUUUGCUGGGAUUUUUAAAGGAGCAUGUUCUAAUUUCCGAAAAAAAUCCCAUGACGAAAAGCAUUUUUCGUCUUUAUUUUAGCUGUCUAAGGCUUCUGAGCCUUCAAAAAAAUUCAUGAAAGUGUUUAAAAAAACGGUUUUUUUCAGCUCCUUUUUAUUCCUACACAAUGUUUCUGAUGCUUCAAAAAAAUCAAAAAAAAAUUUUUUUCUGAUUCCGAUGCUCCAAUUUACAGCGAUGGAACCGCCGCAAGUCCCUCAAGGGAUCCUGAAAAAACGGCUCGAAGCGAUCGGCGAAGAAGGUAUGAGGAAAUUUUUCGAAUUCUAGAAAGUUUAAAAUCCUCGUUCCCAGUCGCGGAAAAACAAAGUAAAAAGUUUAAAAAAAUCGGAUUUAUCAAAUUUUGGAAACAGGGAAGUGCGAUUAUCACACUUUUCAUCCGAAAAAUCUUUGGAAUUCAAUUGAAACUAGGAAAAAACAUGCUGAAAAUUAACGAAAAACAUAUUUUUUUCAAAUUUGUCAAAGUCAAUAACUUCUACAUAAUCUGAAAUGAAAACUGAAGAAAAAUCACAAAUUUCAGGAGAAAAUGGCGGUUUGAAAGGCGAAGUAAUUAAAGAGGAACGCGUGCCGGACAUGCAACUUGGCAGUGAGUUUUUUUUUUUAAUUGAAAAGUUUCUAACAAUUUCUGAACAAUUUAUGAAAACUUGAAGGUUGCAGCAUGGUGAAUUUUCGAUCGGAAAUCAAAAAAUUCCAUUUCAACAAGUAAAACAACAAAAUAAAUUUCAAAACCUGUUCAAAAAUAGAUUUAAAGGCCCGAUUUUUCGUUUUUUUCUACUGAAAUAAACUCGACUUGAAUUAUUAAAAUUAAUAAAAAAAUGAUAUUUCAUCUCAAAAAAAGCUUUCUUAAGAAUUUUCGAACAGAACACGAACGAACAUAACAGCUUUGAACAUAGAAAUCACAACAAAAAAACUGAAAAAAAUAGCAAAUUAAACAAGUUUUUUUAACACAAAAAAACGACUUGAAAAAAAUUAAAUUUUUCAUGAAAAAAAUCAAUAUUCCCUAUUGGAAAAAAAUCUGUAAGAAUUUUUUUAUCAAAAAAAUGGAUGAAUAUAACAGCUUUGAACAUAGAAAUCACAACAGAAACUGAAAAAAUAGCAAAUUAAACAAUUUUCGAACACUGAAAAUGACUUGAAAUAUUAUAUUUUCAUGAAAAAAUUAUAUUCCCUUUUGAAAAAAACCGUUUUAAGAAUUUUUUAACAGGAUACGAAUAAAUUUAACAGCUUUGAACAUGAAAACCGCAAUAAAAUCUUUAAAAAAUAUCAAAUUAAAGAAUUUUUUUUAAGGGCUACCGUAAGAUUUCCGUGGAGCGCACUAUCCAUAAACUGCUCAUUAUUAUUUUUUUUUUUUUUUUUUUUUUCAAUUCAUUUCGAAGCUAUUUUUAGUUGGUUUUCGUUGAUAAAUUGAAAGAAAUAAUUAAAAAAAUAUAACAUUUCAGAAUGCCGAUACGUCAGGUUACACGAUAAUGUAAAUUACGUCGGCGCCGCGCUUGUUUUACGUGGGGAAGGCGAUUCAGCUGAGGUUUUCUUAUUUAUUUUAUACAUUUUUUUGUUUUUUCGGAAGAAUAUAAAGUUCUAGAGUUGUCAUUAUUUUUUUUCUAGUCUUGAUUUUUAGAAAAAUCUCUUCAAAAACCGAUUUUUCCGAUCUCUAAUCAAAAAAUGUUGAAAAACAGAUUUUAUCCCCAAUUUUUCAGGUUCUGCUGAUCCAAGAAGCCAAGAAAAGCUGCCGGGGCAAGUGAGUUGGAUUUUUCUCUCGAAAAAAUUUUUUUUUUAUUAAAAUUUGAUUUUUCAGAUGGUAUGUUCCAGCAGGACGGGUUGAAGCUGGCGAAACCUUGGAAGUGAGUGAAAAUAAAAAAAGAAACAUAAGAAUAGAAAAAAAUAUUAAAAAAAUCCAGAAAAAAAUUGAGUUUAAAAAAACAAUUCAGACCACGAAACUUAUCAAACUGACCACCCAAAAAAAAUUAUUUUUAAAAAUUUUUUUCCGAAACAGCAACCUCAUUUAAGAGCCAAAAAUCUAAAAAUCUUUCAUUUCGUAGAUUUUUUUGACAAAUGUGAGCCAUUCCGAAUGCGACCAGAAUAUUUCAAGGUUUUCGAUUCAAACCUCACCAGUGAGAGAAAAAGAGAGCGCAGACGAUCAGAUCAUCCCAAAAAAAAAAAAUUCAAAAAUGAAAAUACUUAAGGAAUCGGUGAAACGGGAAGUUCUGGAAGAAACGGGUUAUUCGUGUGACGUCAUCGAGCUAUUAUCAAUGCAGGUCCAAGGCUCCGGCUGGUACAGAUUCGCCUUCUUUUGUCGCGUCACAGGUCGGCUCCGCCCACUUUUUGUCGGCUAACAUGAGCAAUAUGAGAAUUUUUCAGGCGGUGAUUUGAAAACGACGCCUGAUAAUGAAUCGUUGUGCGCCGAGUGGUUCCCUAUCGCAGACGUUAAAUCGCACAAAAUGCCUUUGAGGUGGGCUAACAUGAGCAAUACUACGUUGUUAUGAGAAAUUUGAGUAAGGUUCAUUAGGUGUGUGGGAACUUAUAAACUAUUUUUGAGGGAUUUCAAAGAAAUUUUCAGUUUUAUUGAAUAAAUAAGCUGUAACAUGAGCAAUAAGUGGGUAGUAUGAGCGAUAACAAGCAUCAAGCCAUUCUCAGUGCGACCAACUGAAAGGUGCAGAGUUUUAUUUUCCAUCAAAAACUUUUUAAGAGAAUUUUAUUCCACAACCUGCGCUCUCUCGUUUUUACAGACUAUUUCUUUAAUCAGAGGGGUGAGAGAAAAGAGAGCGCAGACAGGCUAGAGCUUGAAGAAUGAAAAUUGUUUUUCAGAGGAAAAGAUUUCAUUCGGUUAGUGGAUGAAGCCGUGGAGUUCCGACGGAAUUUCAACGAAUCCAUGCCCAGAAUCCUACCCUUGAACAUCAACAUGCAGGGCCUUUUCAUGGAGUUCAUGAUCGUCAAGUACAAUCGGGACGAGUUAGUCAUUCUCUUUUUUGAAACAAAAAAAAAUCGUUCCGAAACCUAAAAAAUGUUAUUUGAAGAUAAAUGUGAAAUAGAUGAGGUUACUGUUUCAAGCUAACAUUUGAAAAAUUUUUUUUUUGGAAAAUUAGUCCGUGCUGUAAAUUUGCGAAUCACGACCUUUAUGAUAACUAGGACGUUAAUUUUCUUGUUUCCUCUUUUUGAACGUUUAAAAACUGUUCCGAAACCCGAGAAAUUUUAUAUCGAAUUAUUGAUUUGAAGCAAUUGGAAGAUAAAAGGGAAAUAAAUUAGAUUGCUGUUUCGAGUUUAUAUUUUGACUUAUAUUUAGACCGUAUUUUUAAUUGUCGCUUCUCACAGAUUGUCUCGUAAUUCAAUAAAUAUUCAAAUAUGGUUAAUAAAAAAUUGAGGGCCCCUCUAGGGACCACUAGUGACUUUUAAUUUAAAAUUUUGAUCUUCACACCGAUUUUUUAUAUUCACUAGGCAUUUUUUGACCGUUUUAUACCAUUUUGAACCAAUUUAUACUAUCUUGAACCAUUUUUAAAUCAUUUUGAACCAUUUUUGAACCAAUUUCAUAUCAUUUUGAACCAUUUCACACUAUUUUGAACCAUUUUUGAACCAUUUUUAUACCAUUUUUGAACCACUUUUAUAUCAUUUUGAACCAUUUCACGCCAUUUUGAACCAUUUUUAAACCAUUUUGAACCAUUUUUGAACCAUUUUUAUACCAUUUUUGAACCAAUUUGAACCAUUUUCAUACCAUUUUUACACCAUGUUAAAUCUUUCUUAUUCACUUUUUGAAACAGUUUUAUAACAAUUUUGACCUAUUUGAAAAACUUUCUACCAUUUUGAACCAUUUUUAUACCAUUUUGAACCAUUUUAUACCGUUUAUACCAUCAAAACCGAUCAAAAAACAUUACAGAACCCGGACAGAAGUCCUCGUCCAUAAAACAGUGAAGGAUGAAGAACAGCUCGCGGUUCACGACCAGCCAUUCCCAACCGUCGAAUUCGGAUUCGAAUAUUUCUUCGCCAUGGUCGUUUCCAAGUGCUACAGGGUUGGAUAGAGAAAUCUUCUGUCGGAAAAAUAUUGAACUAUUCUUCAGCAUCUUCUGGAAGAAGGGGCCAACGUCGUGUUCGCCCCAUCGCACGUCGUCCGGGUCAAAUGUCAUCCCAGGCCGAUGGAAAGUCUGGCCCAUGGGUUGGCCGUCCGCGUCUUCUGUCGCCAUAAGCAGACGUCCAAGGCGUUUAUUAGGAGUCCCAGGCGAGUUUUUCGGGUCUCGAAAGGAAGGUAUAAGGGUACUGUAGCUUCAGACAGAAUUUUGAUCUUGAAAGAGUUAUGUAGGGUGGUGUAAGGAUACUGUAGCUUCAGACAGAUUUUUGGGUCUUGAAAGAGUUAUGUAGGGUGGUUUAAGGGUACUAUACCUUUAGAAAAUUCCUACUGUAGCUUGAGACGAUUUUUUGGGUCUCGAAAGGAAGAGCUAUGGGUACUGUAGCUCCAGACAGAUUUUUGGGUCUCGAAAGAGUAAUGUAGGCAAGUGUAAGGGUACUGCAGCUUUAGAAAAUUCCUACUGUAGCUUCAGACUAUUUUUCGGGUCUUGAAAGGAAGAGCUAUGGGUACUGUAGCUUCAGAAAAAAAUUUUUGGUGCUAAAAGGAAGAUCUGAUCUAUGGGUACUGUAGCUUCAGACAGAUUUUUGGGUCUUGAAAGAGUCAUUUAGGAUGGUUUGAGGGUACUGCAGCUUUAGAAAAUUCCUACUGUAGCCUCAGACGAUUUUUCGGGUCUCGAAAGGAAGAUCUAUGGGUACUGUAGCUCUAGACAGAUUUUUGGGUCUCAAAAGAGUUAUAAAGAAUGAUAAUAGAAGGAUACUGUAACUUUAGAAAAAUCCAAGACGUUUAUUAGGAGUCCCAGGCGAGGUUUACGGGUCUCGAAAGGAAGAUAUAAGGAUACUGUAGCUCCGAAUUGACUUGAAGCCACAAGUUUUCGGCCUCGAAAAAGUAAUGCAGAAAGAUGAUACUGAAAGGAUAGUGUAGCGCCAAAAUGACAAAUUCAGAUACAGGUUUUUUCGGGUCUUGAAACGAAAAUCAAAGAGUACUGUAUCGGGCUCAAAGCGAAUUUACUGUAUGGCUCUAGGCAAUAGUAGUAAAAGUGGAAAGUUUUCAUUAGAAACUCCAGGCGUCCUUCGUACCUUUAAAAUAUGAGAAAGGGUACUGUAGCUUCAGAAAAAGCGCAGACUACAGUAACCAAAGUUGGAGCCUGUUAUCACAAGCUUUACUGUAGCUACAAGAUAGGUUACAGUAACCUAGUUCACGAGAAAUCUCAACUAUCAUAUUUUCGACUAAAAGCUUCUUUAUACGAAAUAUGUCGCUUGAAAAAAAAGAGUACUGUAACUACAGUAACCUUUAAACUCAUUUUUCCAGGUAUCACUGGAUUACGGUAGAAAACGAGGAAACGCGACGGAACCUACACAUGGACUCCAAGCAGUACCGCGCCUCUCUCCACAUGUUGUGA